Molecule: messenger RNA, 1485 nt
Organism: Puma concolor (puma)
Lineage: Eukaryota; Metazoa; Chordata; Mammalia; Carnivora; Felidae
Source: RefSeq, a predicted model, not a curated record
AUGCUGGGCAAGGAUUACAUGCUGGCCAUCAUUCUGGUCAACUGUGAUGAUGACUUGUGGGGGGACCAGAAUCUUGAGGGAGAGCCAGGCCUGCCCCCUGGCUGGAGGAAGAUACGCGAUGCUGCAGGUACUUACUAUUGGCACGUACCCAGUGGCAGCACCCAGUGGCAGCGCCCAACCUGGGAGACAGGAGAUGCAGAGGACCUAGGCACGAGGACGGAAGGGAUUUGGGGACUUCGGCCCCCCAAGGGGAGAUCCUUCUCCAGCCUGGAGAGCUCACUGGACCGGAGGAACUCUUUGUCCUGGUACGGUGAGGAAUCCUACAUCCAGAGCAUGGAGCCAGGAGCUAAGUGCUUUGCAGUCCGCUCCCUGGGUUGGGUAGAAGUACCCGAAGAGGAUCUGGUACCAGGGAAGAGCAGUAUUGCAGUCAAUAACUGCAUCCAGCAACUGGCCCAGACUCAUAGCCGUAGCCGCAGCCAGCCCCCAGAUGGUGCCUGGGGUGAGGGCCAGAACAUGCUGAUGAUCCUGAAGAAGGAUGCCAUGAGCCUGGUGAAUCCUCUGGACCAUAGUCUGAUACACUGCCAGCCUCUGGUGCACAUCCGUGUGUGGGGUGUGGGCAGCUCCAAGGGCCGUGACAGCCCCAUCUCUGCCCCUGCCAGGGACUUCGCUUUUGUGGCUGGUGACAAAGACAGUUGUAUGCUCAAGUGCCAUGUGUUUCGCUGUGACGUCCCUGCCAAGGCCAUUGCCAGUGCCCUGCAUGGGCUCUGUGCCCAGAUCUUGUCAGAGCGAGUAGGUGUCAGUGAGGAUUCUCCUUGCUCCCUAGACCCCAUCUCCCCUGAGGACCUGCCACGGCAAGUGGAGCUGCUGGAUGCGGUGAGCCAGGCUGCUCAGAAGUAUGAGGCACUGUACAUGGGGACCCUGCCAGUCACCAAAGCCAUGGGCAUGGACGUGCUGAAUGAGGCCAUUGGUACUCUCACCAACCGGGGGGACCAGGAUGCCUGGGUCCCUGCCAUCCUCAGCGUGUCUGACUCUCUCAUGACUGCACAUCCCAUUCAGGCAGAAGCUGGUGCAGAGGAGGAACCACUAUGGCAGUGCCCUGUGCGCCUUGUGACCUUUAUUGGUGUUGGCCGUGACCCACACACCUUUGGCCUCAUCGCUGACCUGGGCCAUCAGAGCUUUCAGUGUGCAGCCUUCUGGUGCCAGCCCCAUGCAGGGGGGCUUUCCGAAGCUGUGCAGGCUGCUUGCAUGGUUCAGUACCAGAAGUGUCUUGUGGCCUCUGCAGCUCGAGGCAAGGCCUGGGGUGCCCAGGCCCGGGCCCGCCUGCGGCUCAAGCGGACCAGCUCCGUGGACUCCCCAGGAGGUCCCCUGCCCCUCCCCCUGCUCAAAGGAGGGGUUGGGGGUGCAGGGGCAGCCCCUCGAAAACGGGGUGUCUUCUCUUUUCUUGAUGCCUUCCGUCUGAAACCCUCUCUGCUCCAUAUGCCCUAA